Molecule: messenger RNA, 1315 nt
Organism: Poecilia latipinna (sailfin molly)
Lineage: Eukaryota; Metazoa; Chordata; Actinopteri; Cyprinodontiformes; Poeciliidae
Product: adhesion G-protein coupled receptor G2-like
Exons: 7
Coding region: 1-894 (297 amino acids)
Biological process (GO): cell surface receptor signaling pathway; adenylate cyclase-activating G protein-coupled receptor signaling pathway
Cellular component (GO): plasma membrane
Molecular function (GO): G protein-coupled receptor activity
Source: RefSeq, a predicted model, not a curated record
AUGAAAGAAUCAAUUGCAGUAUUUUUUUCUCCUCAGGUGUCUGCAGACCUCUCAGCCAAAGAUGCUGAGAUCCUGUCCUACAUCACUUACAUCGGUUGUGGUAUCUCUCUGUUUGCUCUUGUCAUCACUGUUUUGCUGUUCACAGUCAACAGAAAACUCAGAGGAGACGAUUCCAAGAAGAUCCACAUCAGCCUGGCAGCUUCUUUGAUCCUCCUCAACGUUCACUUCCUCCCCAGUCAGGCGGCAGCAGCGUCGUCCUCCACUGAGCUUUGUCUCUAUGUGGCUCUUCUUCUUCACUACUCCCUGCUGGCCUCUUUCACCUGGAUGGCCUUGGAGGGCUUCCACCUCUACCUUCUUCUGGUCAAAGUCUUCAACGUCUAUGUGAGACGAUACCUGCUGAAACUCAGCGUGGUGGGAUGGGGUCUUCCAGCUGUCAUUGUGUCAGUGGUGGUGAUCGUCGACAAAAACACAUAUGGUCGUACUUCUCUAAACUUGUCCAACCCCAACGGAACAACAGUAUGUUACGUAACCGAAGACAAAGUGAAAAUGGGGACCACACUUGGAUUAUUCAGUUUGAUGUUCCUGUUCAAUCUGAUAAUGUUUGGAAUCACAGUGAAAUAUUUUGCAGACUCCCACAUGAGAAAAGAGCACGGAUGGAGCGGCCUUAAAAACGCCAAGCCAGAAAUGGUCACCUUGCUGUUGCUUCUGGUUCUGCUGGGCCUCCCCUGGGGAGUCAUCUUCUUCUCGUUUGGUAACCUGACCACUCCUGCACUCUACGCCUUCUGCAUCCUAAACCCUCUGCAAGGUUUCUUCAUCUUCAUUUAUUUUGUGUUGUCUUUGAAAAAGACCAAAGACACAAGCUCUGAAAAACCUGAAAUCCAAAUAUCUGGAUGAUUCAUAACUGGUAUAUAAAGUGAUAUUUACUACAGUUAAACUAGCAUUUGGUGUUUUGUUAAAUAAUUGUAUUUAUAGUUUAAUGUUGUUGAUUUGCAUUUUUUGUGUGUGUUUAGUUUAUUAGUGAAUUUCUGUACACUUUAAUUUUUUUAUUUAGUAAUUUACAUGCUUAGCUACCCCUCUUGUGUUUUAAUGAUUUGAUCAGUCAUUAUAUAUAAUCCGGUGUGUUUUUUCAGCUCAUCAUUCAGUUUUGUAAACAUACAUUUUUGUGUUAAGAUAAAAAAAAACAUCUAUAUAAUCAUUCCUGUGAUUCCUCCUGCUUGUUUACUCCUUCACAUUUUAUGUUUCUAGUUUUUUUGUUUGAACACAGUUGUGAUGUCGUUUUCUUUAAUUAAUAGUUUUGAAUAAAUAUGUGAAUGAU